Molecule: messenger RNA, 1457 nt
Organism: Gamsiella multidivaricata
Lineage: Eukaryota; Fungi; Mortierellomycota; Mortierellomycetes; Mortierellales; Mortierellaceae
Product: dehydrogenase E1 component-domain-containing protein
Exons: 4
Coding region: 100-1281 (393 amino acids)
Biological process (GO): pyruvate decarboxylation to acetyl-CoA
Cellular component (GO): intracellular membrane-bounded organelle
Molecular function (GO): pyruvate dehydrogenase (acetyl-transferring) activity
Source: RefSeq, a predicted model, not a curated record
CGACUACAAAUAUCCUCCUUCCUCUUUCCCCAUUCCUCAACUCAAUCUUUCCUUCAUUUCGUUCUUCACUCUCCACUCUUCACUAACAUUCUCAAUACCAUGCUCUCUUCACCACGACAUGCCUUCCUGAGGGUCUCUGCUGCAAAACAUAUCGCACAACUGCAACCAGCUCGGCACUUUGCCUCGUCUGCUGUUGCACGCACUAUCACCGUCAAUCUCCCAAAGGACUCUUUCAAGACCUACAACUGCGAGGCGCCGUCCUUGAAGGUCACUGUUAAGAAGGAUGAUCUCCUCCACAUGUACAAGAGCAUGGUCAUCAUGCGGCGAAUGGAGACAACAGCAGAUGGCCUCUACAAGUCAGGACUCAUCCGUGGGUUCUGCCAUCUCUGCACUGGUCAGGAGGCCGUAGGAGUAGGAUUGGAAUCUGCGUUAUCACCAGACGAUAAGGUGAUUACCGCAUACCGGGCCCAUGGAUUCACAUACAUGAUGGGUGGCAGUAUUCAUUCAAUCCUUGCAGAAGUCCUCGGACGCAAGACGGGCAUGUCUAAGGGCAAAGGCGGCUCCAUGCACAUGUUCACUCCCAGAUUCCAGGGAGGCAACGGUAUCGUCGGUGCACAGGUUCCGUUGGGCACAGGACUGGCCUUUGCUCAGAAGUAUCUCGAAAAAAAGGGCGCUGUAUUUACAUUCUAUGGUGACGGAGCAGCCAAUCAGGGUCAGGUCUUUGAGUCGUUCAACAUGGCCAAGCUUUGGGAUCUGCCCUGUGUUUUUGUUUGCGAAAACAAUCAGUAUGGAAUGGGUACAUCGGCGGAGAGGUCUUCUGCCAGUACGGAAUACUAUAAGCGCGCUGAGUACAUUCCAGGCAUCAAGGUGGACGGAAUGAACGUGCUUGCUGUCCACCAGGCGGUGGCUCAUGCCCGAGAGUGGGCAGUUUCAGGAAAGGGCCCCUUGGUACUCGAGACGGAAACCUACCGCUAUAGCGGUCAUUCCAUGUCCGAUCCAGGAACGACCUAUCGAAAGCGUGAGGAAAUUCAGCAAGUGCGCGCAGAGCAUGAUGCUAUCACAGGUCUGAAGCAGCUUUUGCUAGAACACAAAAUUGUCACUGAGGACGAUUGCAAGGCUAUCGACAAAGCAGCCCGUGCAGAGGUCGACAAGGCUACUGAGCAGGCCAAGGCAGAUCCGGAGCCGGACUUGGACUCAUUCUGGGAGCAUGUUUAUGUCAAGGGCACCGAGGUCCCCUUCCUCCGCGGACGCGAGCCUGAGGUUAUUCACCGCUACAAAUGAGCACACCAAGGAUUUCGAUGCAUAGAUUUUUCUGUGUCGAUUCGACACCCAUGACUCGCAAAGCAUCAUUCCAGACAGAGCCAUCAUGAACAUACACACACAUCCAUCCUCUCGAAUAUACAUUGUACUACUUAUCCACAACCAGGUUACAUAAAACUCAAAUCAUUAUUCGUCAG